This is a messenger RNA of Fusarium proliferatum ET1, 405 nucleotides long. RefSeq lists its product as uncharacterized. The transcript is spliced from 2 exons. The record is from RefSeq and is a predicted model, not a curated record. Lineage: Eukaryota; Fungi; Ascomycota; Sordariomycetes; Hypocreales; Nectriaceae. The coding region runs from base 1 to 405 and encodes 134 amino acids.
AUGGCCCCAAAACGUAAGCCGGACGAACCACCAGAAAUUCAGGUAUUUAAACAUCGCCUUGACCUCGAAUUGCAACUCUCCAACAAUCAUCUACAUUACGGCGAUAACUCAGUAUCCUUGCCACUCAUCCUGACUUCUUCCAACCUUACAACGCUACCUACCUUCAUACAAGUUUUAUCCAAUAUGCUAGGACGGCCAGAAGUUGCUACUAGCUCCGGCUUGGCACACCAGGGCUGCUGCAUAUGUCCAAAUGACACGAUUUCUACCAUUCUACAGGCUACGGCCACCACGAAUCAUAACCACAUCAGCGUCGCGCAAGAGUCCAGCGCCAUGCUGCACGAGCGACGGAAUGGAAGGGCAAGAUUGACACAACUGCAGGAUAAAGCUAUCGCCGUCAUGGUAUAG